AUGUCUGAGGACAACCCGUGCCAGACCAACCCCUGUCUGCAUGGAGGCAGCUGCCUGCCGGAGGGCGACGGCUACAGCUGCUACUGCCCCCAGGGCUACUCUGGAGAGAGCUGUGAGAUCGACAUCGACGACUGCCAGUCCAACCCGUGUCAGAACGGAGGCACCUGCAUCGAUGAGAUCAACUCCUUUGUGUGCCUGUGUCUGCCCAGCUACGGUGGAGCCACGUGUGAGAAAGACACAGAGGGCUGUGAACACACGUGGAGGAAGUUCCAUGGCCACUGCUACAGGUACUUCAGCCGCAGACACACCUGGGAGGACGCAGAGAAGGACUGCAGGGAGCACAGCGGACACCUGGCCAGCAUACACGCACUCCAGGAGCAGGACUUCAUCAACGGUCUGAGUCAUGACAACACCUGGAUCGGACUGAACGACAGAACAGUGGAAGAGGAUUUCCAGUGGACUGACAACAUGGACCUGCAAUAUGAGAACUGGCGGGAGAACCAGCCAGACAACUUCUUUGCGGGUGGAGAGGACUGUGUGGUGAUGAUCGCCCACGAGAACGGCAAGUGGAACGACGUGCCCUGCAACUACAACCUGCCCUACGUCUGCAAGAAGGGAACAGUGCUGUGUGUCAACCCUCCCACCGUGAAGAACGCCUUUCUGAUUGGUCGUAAGCGGUCCCACUAUGACAUCCACUCAGUGGUGCGUUACCAGUGUGCCGACGGGUUCCUCCAACGCCACGUCCCCACGGCCAAGUGUCGUGCCAACGGCAAAUGGGAGCGGCCCAAAAUCAUCUGCACUAAGUCCCGGGGAGCACAGCGCUACAGGCGGCACCAUGACCAUCACAACGGCCGACGGGAGCGCAGAAAGCACAAGAAGCACGGCCAUGGACACGGAGAGGGGGGCCACCACGGAGGGGAUCAGGGCCACAGGCAUGGGCACGGGCACGGGAACGGGAACGCUCAUGCCCACAUCUGA
This is a messenger RNA of Salvelinus namaycush (lake trout), 978 nucleotides long. Its product is annotated as neurocan core protein-like. Bases 1 to 978 code for a protein of 325 amino acids. Gene Ontology annotation, molecular function: signaling receptor activity; calcium ion binding. NCBI's taxonomy places the organism in Eukaryota, Metazoa, Chordata, Actinopteri, Salmoniformes, Salmonidae. The transcript has 8 exons. The record is from RefSeq and is a predicted model, not a curated record.